UUGUAUAAAGAGGCGAUGGCCCAGCCCAAAAGCAUCAGUGAUAGAAUCGUCUUCGGUCAAGUUCGGCGGUCAGAGCGAUUGAUUAGAAUCUUCGAAGUCGUUCUUCGUGUGGUUUCUUUCACGUCAUACCCCUACGGCGUCUAUUUUGCCAGCUUCGCAAUGAUGAAGUUAUACGUUUUGUGCGCCCUCGUCGCUUUGGCAGCUGCCCAACCGGCCAAAACAGACUUCUGGAGAGGCACGAGCAUGGACACAAUGGUCGAUCAAAUGAAAACCGACUGCGCCCAGAAGAACGACGAGAUAUCUUGCAUGAAGUUCAAGGUCCUCAAUCUCCUCGAUCAGAUCUUCCGCAAAGACAGCUUCAAGGUAUCAGAGACGGUCGAGGUGACUCGCAACUCGUACCCGGUCGAAGAAGUCUCCGCUCGCGGCGAAGGAUCCUUUUUGGAAACGGUCCAGUCCUACCUGGCCUCCCACGACGUCACUUUCAAAUUGCCCUUCGAAUCCUCGGUGAAGGUCAGCCCGCGCAACAUCGACGACGACGAGCUCACGUUCAACGUGAAAUUCGGCGAAGGUCGCGCCGUCCAGGAAGCUCGUAAAUCGAAAUUGAAGAAAGUCAUCAUCCCGAUCCUUGUUUUCGUUCUAUUGAAGGCGAUGACUUUAAUUCCGUUGGCUAUCGGCGUCCUUGGCCUGAAAGCCUGGAACGCUCUUCAGCUUUCUUUCUUCAGCUUUGUUGUUUCCGUCGGUCUGGCGAUCUUCCAACUCUGCAAGAAAAUCGCCGCCGACAGUCACGCCGCUCCCCUAGCAGCGCAUGGCCCCUGGGAGUACCAAGCGGCGCAAUACCGCGCUUUCGACCAGCCCGAAAUUGUCCAACAGGAGUCCGCGCAGGAUCUCGCCUACGCCGGAUACAGUAAACAGUGAUGAAUCGAACUCGACGAAUGUCAUCGACGCAACGAACCAUCGGUACAAUUAUAAUUGUACCAAACGAACGCACUAGUACCCAAAGACGAAAAAAAAAACAUUACUAUACUUUUGUAAAAUAUUUUUCUACAUACGAUAAUAUCGCUAUUUAAUAAAUUAUUCUCGCAAA
Molecule: messenger RNA, 1084 nt
Organism: Athalia rosae (coleseed sawfly)
Lineage: Eukaryota; Metazoa; Arthropoda; Insecta; Hymenoptera; Athaliidae
Gene: Osi19
Exons: 2
Coding region: 16-915 (299 amino acids)
Source: RefSeq, a predicted model, not a curated record